ACGAGUAACAAUUGUACCAUUUAAGCAGAAGAUUAUAAGUAGCUGUGCCGCAGACGACAUAUGACAACUCAGGACGUAACUGCUUACCUUUUUGAACAGGUGUUCUCUACAGGUAGUCGUACCGGCUUCACCUAUAACUAAUUAGAAUACUAUGAACGUUUAUAUGGAGACGGAACCGCUACAGGAACAGUGUGCGGUAAACAGCCAGUAACUGUGGUCACAUUGGACAUAGACUCUCCACAUUGCUAGAAUGGUGUCUUCUAACAACAUUUGUAUGAAUCUCUCGAGACCGGAUGUGGCAUAUAUGUAUACUAGCAGCCCACAGCAUGGACGGACAUAACGUAUUAAGCUUAAUUUCCUGAGUGUGCCUGUGUAUUGUGACUGAACGUCAGAUUUAUAGGAAAUCCAUUUUAAAUCCAUUAUAACCAACACGGAACUUUUGUUUCAUGAUGUUGGUGUCAUACAAAAGUGUUAAGUGUUUGCUCAAAUUUCUGCUUCUCCUCACUGUGUUCCUAAUCCAUGCGGACGGAAAACAUCAAAGAUGGUACCUGCUAGGGUGUCACUGUCGCAAUUGGUCUAAAUGGCAGUUUAGAAAAAGCUUUAGAGACAGUGUACUCAGUAUGUACCGGGGAUUGUUCAUGAACCCUCGUGACCUGCGUCAACUUCCGGUCAUAAAACCGGAAGGUGUAAGAGGUCAUGGUUUAAACUCCUACGUAGAUGGAAUAAGGCCUCGUCCCGGUCCUGUUCCUAACUCCAAGAACUCUUGCUGUUUUACAGAUUAUGCGUACGAGGUAUUCAAUACGACCGUAAGCUCCAGUUUCCAGCUGAAUGUCGUCCACUUUAAAAAUGCGUUUCAGUUUGUGCCAACUGGACGGUGUGCGUCAAAUGUGAGCUGCGGAGUAGGACAGUGUUUACAAAUGUAUCGUCACCAUUGGAUGUUAGUAUGGGACGAUAACCUCCCCCAUUACCCGCCCGUCACGUUCCUGCCGGUCGAAGUACCCUCCCACUGUGAGUGUGUCAACGUGGGAAGGAGUACAUCCUCAUCUUAAGUGCAAAAUGCACUGUCGUUUUGAUGAACAAUUAGUGACGUCAUGGGUAUAGCGUGCUUGGGCUGAUAUUUAAUGGUGUCAAGGGUUAUGGCGUACUUGAAUACAAAUUUACCGAUGUCGGAAGGAUUGCGUGUUUCGAUUCUUAACCACUGACGUCAGUGAUGCGUGACUGGAUGCAGAUUUACUGACGUCGAAGUUUUGCGUACUUGAUAACCAUUGACGUAAAAAAAGGCCCUUCGGGGCAGAUAUACGCUUAUUAGAUUCAACGCACGCAGCUUAGUGGUCAAAUGACUAUUCCAAGGGUACGUGAGCCCACACCUAUUGGUAGAAGUAUAGGCUACCGUGUGUAACAGGACUAGCCGGUGGUGAGAUACUCAUACGCGUAUUGCUUUUAUAUGCUUUAAAUCAAAUUGUGAUAUGAUAAAAUAUGUAUUUGAUACAUAAUUGUUGACAAUGUGCAAAUUAGGUAUCUGCAGAUGGGACAGUAGUUGUACUGGGAAUUUAUCGGUGACAUUUGAACGCGAGGCAAUGAUUUUUAUUAAGGAGCAGGCUAUGCUUACGGACAUAUUCUGAGAGAUUUAUAUCAACAGAUCUCUGUUUGUGUCACAGAGGAAAACUACUAAUGCAUUAAAAGGAUGGCUAUCGUAAAGAAUACUUCUUGAAGAAUGAAUAAUAUUGCCUAUUUUAAAUAUUUUUAAAUGGAUCCAUUGUAAGUAAAAAUGCGUGAUAGUAGUUCAAAUAUUUAUUACGUUGCAACUCACACGGAAGUUUGUCUGGUUCUGUAUUACUUAAGUACGGGAUACUUAAUAUGAUGUUGUAAGGACGCUUAUAAUAUAAGGCAAUUGCGAAUUCCAUUAGUUUAAGCCAAGUUUGUAUGAAACUUGUCCCAACUUGUAUGUUGUGUAAUAUUUUAUUACAACCAACUAUUCUAUGAUAAAAUAUUAAAUUAUAUGUGCUAUGCCAAUUUUUCGUAUUUGUUUUAUAAAAUGUAUUAUUAUUAUGCUGUGAAAUCAUAUAUGUAUGCAGCGUGUAUGGUAAAAAUUACAUCACUAUAAUUUAGUACUGCUUAUUGUUACACUCUGCAUAUAUGUCACUCGCCGAUAAGAUAUGCAUAUUACAUGUACGUUUUAUGUAUAUCGAUGUCUCCCGCGAAUAUUAUACCAUGUAUAUUACCAUUUAUUACGUAAAACUAUAUAUGUUUAUGCUUUGUACACAUACUAUGUUAAGAGUUCAAUGUAAGCUAUAAAUAUAUAUAUGUAUGAUAUUCGCAUAGAUGUUAACUGAUAAUGUCUUACUACAAAGCAGUGUUCGAUCCUUUAAAAGUAAUAUAACGUAAAAGCGGAUUCUUUUGCGGUGAGUAAAUUAGCACGAAAAUAUCUACACACGAAUAAUUAUGUAUAAUUAAUAGAAAAUAUAGAUAUGCAGAGUAAACAGAUGUAAACAUCAUUGCAAACCCGAAAAUGUCCACGCUGCAAUCAGUUUAAGAAGGGAGUAAAUUUUAACUUUUACAUUUUUAGUUAAAUACCUAAUAAAUAGGUUUUUGUUCACUGAUUUAAUUUACGAUCUGAAACAAAAACGAGCUCCGAAUGUUUCACGAUAUUGUUACAAUACAUAUUUUUGUCACUCGCAACAUAGUUGUGACCAUCAUCGUAGCUUGGCUCAUGUUUGAGCAUCAUGUAACAUGUCAUCGGCAAUGUGUUGUAUUGAUUAUGAUUGUCACUUGUCAAUGUCACAUAUGUGCAGAUGUUGUGAUUCGAUCUGGUAGGGUUUAAUGAGUAUGUUCGGCUUUCGGCUAAAAUUACAUCUAAUAUUCUAAGUGUUUGAAAAAAAUCAGCUGAACAUUUCAAUGUUCCUGCUAUCCUUUAUAUCUGGUUUCCAUUUUAUAUAUUUAUCUAUAAAUCCCCCUAGAAUUUUGCUACCAUUGAACCUUCACUAUUUGUUGGUCUUUUAAUGAUUAUAAUAAUGCCAAAAAGUUAAAAUAUAUUGUCUCUUAAGAUUCAUAUAUGUCUUUAGUCUAUUUUGUUUACUUAAAGUCAUGUUGUUUCUGUUCACUUUCUUUUGUCAAUGCGUCCCGUAUUGUUGCGUUUGCAAGUAUACUUUCAUUAUGUAUGUAGUCGUCUGGUUGAUACAAAACAAUUCAGUUUUUAUUGUAUUCAUAUCACGUAUUGCAUAUGAAAUCGACGACUCAACCCAAAUCUUAAUCAUAAUUUGUCGAGAUGUCGUGACCACUGUCAA
This is a messenger RNA of Mizuhopecten yessoensis (Yesso scallop), 3284 nucleotides long. RefSeq lists its product as uncharacterized. Bases 447 to 1049 code for a protein of 200 amino acids. Lineage: Eukaryota; Metazoa; Mollusca; Bivalvia; Pectinida; Pectinidae. The record is from RefSeq and is a predicted model, not a curated record. The transcript is spliced from 5 exons.